GUAGUGGUGAUGUAAGCUCCACGAGUUGUCGAAGAGUUGUGAAAAAAUGAAAAGAACCUAAAAACACACGUUGGGGGUUUAUGAAUGAGAGAGUUCUUCUACUACUCUCAACCCGCCGCCACUACCACCACCGUAAACGAUUCCGGCCACCAUCACAACAACCACAACAGUGGCGGUGGCUGUUCAUGGCAUUAUCCUCAUCAAGUCAAUGACCCUCUCAUUCAGACCUUCUUCUACAACCUUCUUCUCUAAAACCAUAACCCUUUUUCUCAAACCCCAUUUCCGAUUCUACCCUUUCUCCACAAACCCCCAAAUCGAUAACUCCGUUAACCCCCAUUUCCAUUCCGCCGUUACUCAACCUGAAUUCCUCCUCCGUGUUCUCAACUCCGUCAAACACCGUCCCUUAACCGCACUUCGCUUCUUUCGUUGGGUUGAAAAACAACCUAACUUUCACCGAUCUGAAACUGCUUUCGUUGCGAUUCUCGAUAUUCUCGCGAAAAACGGGUUUAUGAAGCCUGCUUAUUGGGUUAUGGAGAAAGCAAUUGAAGUGAAAGUCGACGGUGGUGUUUUGGAUGUUUUAGUUGGUAUUGGCUGUGGAAGAAAUUCAGAGGUAUCUGUUAAGCUUUUGGAUUUAUUAAUACAGGUUUUCGCGAAAAAAUUGAUUUUGGAGAAGUGUUUGAUGGUUUUUUAUAAAAUGGUUAAUAAUGGGUUGUUGCCUGAUGUUAGGAAUUGUAAUAGGGUUUUGAAAUUGCUUAAGGAUAAGAGUAUGGUGAAUGAGGUUGAGGAGGUUUAUAGUGUAAUGAUUAAGUGUCAAAUUAGGCCGACAAUUGUUACUUUUAAUACUAUGAUGGAUUCGCGUUGUAAAGAAGGCGAAGUUGGAAGAGCGGUUGAGGUAUUGGAUGUGAUGCGAAUGUUUGGGUGUGAUCCGAAUGAUGUGAGUUAUAAUGUUUUGGUGAAUGGGUUGUCGGGGAAAGGGGAGUUUGACCGGGCGAAGGAAUUGAUUGAGCAGAUGUCAAUGUUGGGACUUAAGGUUUCAGCUCACACGUAUAAUCCUUUGAUUCGUGGGUUUUGUAAGAAAGAGAUGUUUGAGGAAGCUAAUGAUCUCAGGAGGGAGAUGUUGGGUAGAGGAGCUUUGCCUACGGUGGUGACGUACAAUACGAUUAUGUACAGUCUUUGUAGGCUGGGAAGAGUGAGUGAUGCGAGGCGGUAUUUGGAUGUUAUGGUAAAUGAGGAUUUGAUGCCUGACUUAGUUUCGUAUAAUACUUUAAUUUAUGGUUACAGCAGGUUGGGAAACUUUGCGGAGGCUUUACUGUUGUUUAGUGAGUUAAGAUCUAAAAAUCUUGUUCCGAGUGUUGUGACCUAUAACACACUUAUAGACGGUGGUUGCAGAACGGGGAACUUGGAUAUCGCCAAGGGGAUGAAAGAUGAUAUGAUCAAACACGGGCUUUGUCCUGAUGUGGUCACUUUUACAAUUCUUGUUAGGGGAUUUUGCCAGAUGGGGAACUUGCCAAUGGCUAAGGAACUGUUUGAUGAAAUGUUGAGUAGAGGAUUGAAGCCGGAUUGUAUUGCUUACACGACUAGGAUAGUAGGUGAACUCAAGCUUGGUAAUCCAUCUAAGGCUUUUGGCAUGAAGGAGGAAAUGAAGGCCGAGGGCUUUCCGCCUGAUUUAAUCACGUACAAUGUCUUAAUCAAUGGGCUCUGUAAAUUGGGCAAUUUUGAUGACGCAAAUGAACUCGUGCAGAAAAUGCGCCUCGAAGGUAUUGUUCCAGAUCAUGUGACUUAUACUAGCAUCAUCCAUGCUCACUUGAUAUCUGGGCUUCUUAGGAAGGCUGAAGAGGUGUUCUCUGAUAUGUUAAAGAAAGGUAUACACCCUUCUGUUGUGACUUACACAGUUUUGAUUCAUUCAUAUGCUGUUAGGGGAAGGCUGGAUUUUGCUAAGAAGUACUUCGAUGAGAUGCAAGACAAGGGUGUUUCUCCAAAUGUGAUCACCUACAAUGCUUUAAUCUAUGGACUUUGCAAAGAGAAUAUGAUGGAUGUUGCAUACAAUUUAUUUGCAGAAAUGGAAUCAAAGGGUGUUUCUCCAAAUAAGUAUACAUACACUAUUUUGAUAAAUGAGAAUAGCAACUUGCAGUAUUGGCAGGACGCUUUGAAGUUGUACAAGGAUAUGCUAGACAGAGAAAUAAAGCCCGAUUCAUGCACACAUAGUGCACUAAUGAAGCAUCUAAGCAAAGACUAUAAAUUGCUUGCAGUUCUGCGUCUUGAGAAUGUAAUUAGAGAGGGUGAAUAAACUUCGAUGUAAAGAUGAAGAAAUGAUUUUGUUAUUUCCAUUUUGGCAUUCCCACAUGAUAAAUGAGUAAAAGAGAUCCCUACAUUUGGAUGGGUUUUACCUCAUCGAGGUGUAAGUUUGCUAUGAUGUGACCGUCAGGCCGUGUAUAUUUUUCUCUGACACGGAUGAAGAUGCCAACGGUUGUUUCCGAUGAUUAAAAGGGGCAGACUCCAACUAUUUUAGCCUUUUUACAAGUUAAAUUCUGUGACUAGGUGAUACUUGGAAGAGUGUGGGUUUUAUCAAUUUAGAUUCAAAGGUACGUGACACUACAUGUCAAAGGCAAGUGGUAUACAGAUGAAGCAUAAUCCUCACUCAAGAUAUUUCAAAGAAUUCUAUCACAAUUAUACCCCAUUUUUUAUUCAUUUCUUAGUCUUUUGGGUAGAAAAGAUUUUUUUUUUGACACAGUGGGGCUUAUUCUUUGCAUCAUAAUUGUGAUUAUUAUUUGUAUCUGUAGUGGUACACAUUUUUUACACCACAAUUUGUAUACGGAAUGGAAAAUAAGAAGUUUGACCUCUUCUGUACAAGGUGGUCAUUGAAUGCAGAACAACUUUCUCUGUAUUGUAUUCUAUCCUGCUAUUCACUUACAUUUUUUUAUUAGUUAAUAUAUUUUUACCAGUUAAA
Molecule: messenger RNA, 2947 nt
Organism: Medicago truncatula (barrel medic)
Lineage: Eukaryota; Viridiplantae; Streptophyta; Magnoliopsida; Fabales; Fabaceae
Product: pentatricopeptide repeat-containing protein At1g22960, mitochondrial
Exons: 2
Coding region: 209-2287 (692 amino acids)
Molecular function (GO): protein binding; mRNA binding
Source: RefSeq, a predicted model, not a curated record